AUGGACAAUGCAUCGUACCAUUCUGUCAAAAAAGACCCGGUUCCCACAGCGAAUUGGAAAAAAGAAGACAUAAUAAAUUUGUUGAAGUCUAAAGAUAUUGUUUUCGAUAAACCGAUGGUGAAAUUUCGAUUGCUUGAUAAGGUAAACGAAAUUAAACCUCUUCACACUAAAUAUGUAAUUGACGAAGAAGCUUUGAAAACAAAUCGACAUGUAUUACGUUUGCCACCUUACCAUGCCGAACUUAAUCCAAUAGAACUUGCAUGGUCUGCAGUGAAAAAUCAUGUUAAACAAAAUAAUACAACAUUUAAACUAAAUGAUGUUAAAAAAUUGCUGAUCGAAGGUAUCCAGAAAGUGAGGAAUGGAAAAAAAGUUAUAUUUUUAUAA
Molecule: messenger RNA, 384 nt
Organism: Myzus persicae (green peach aphid)
Lineage: Eukaryota; Metazoa; Arthropoda; Insecta; Hemiptera; Aphididae
Exons: 1
Coding region: 1-384 (127 amino acids)
Molecular function (GO): nucleic acid binding
Source: RefSeq, a predicted model, not a curated record